UCCAGAUACGGCUCUAUCAGCGCACCGAGAUUCUCCAGAUAUAGCUCGUCGGAUGGACCGUAUGGAGAAAGACUGUGAUGAAAUGAGGACCAUGCUCAACAUGCUCAAAGCAGCUUUAGAAGAAAAACAUGAAGGACCAAGCCUUAGUUCGAGUCGUAGUCAGACACUGCAUGGAGGAGAGGCUCAAGCCACGCCAAAGGAUGUUAUUGACAUGCUACCUUUUUCGUCGAGUGAAGCCUUGCAGCAAUUUGACGAACUUCUCCAAUAUCUUGAAUAUCGAAAACCUUUGCUUGAUAAAUUAAAGCGCAUCGGAGGAGAAACACAUAAAGAGACAGUCCACAAUUGUAUGUCGGCCAUAAUUAGACCUGAGCUAGCAACAUCCCUCAGCUGGACAGGGAAAGGACCAGUAGAUAGGCCUAAUACAGCAAUCGGAUCCCUGAGACUGACGAAAAUAGUAAUGGAUGCGUCAUUUGAGUUCUGGAAACUGACAGACCACUUCACCAAGAAGGAGAUAACCAAAUGGUUGGCUAAAUGCAAGAGACAGUCCAGGAGAGUAGCCACACAGAACGACCAAACACAGUUGGUGCACUGAUUACCCUAUUAAUCUUCAAGUUUACUUCAUGCUGGAUGUUUCUUGUCCUUCUUUGACUUGUUUGAUUUUCAUAUUUAAGGAACUUAGACCAUGACAGUGUAUCAACAUUUUGGGGGGCAGGUUGUUUGAAAUACAUGAAUCAUUUCCUGUUUGAAUUCAUGUAUUGAAGAGGAUUCGUGAUGAGUAACGAAAAAGAAAAUCAUAUCUUUGUCAAUUCGACCAUAUUACAUGACAUGGCAUCCAAUAUUGUAGGAAAUUGUAGAAUUUGAAAUGUAAAUAUAUAAUGGUGUAAUUUUCAUAUUAUGCCCCCCACCCCCCGCUCCGUGAGACAAGCUGAUCGCGAUGUCAGCACUGGAGACCGGUAGUCUAAAGCGAGGAAACCAUUCUAUACUCAGUUGAAAGUAAUGAAGUUAUUGGCCCCUUUAUGUAGAUUCAGACUUGUUGAAUAAAACGUAUUUUUUAUGCCUUCAACAUGGCAAUGAUUAAUAAUUUUUGUAGUCUAAUGCCUGUAAAUUAAGGGAAGUAUUGGUUUAUGUAGUUAUAGUUGUACUAUUGUUUUGGUUUUGGUUGUUGCUUGUAGAAACAAAACAUGUAUUAUAAAGUAUAUUUAAGGAAUAAAUUUUACCACAUCCAUCAAACUUGACCAAAAUGUAACUAUCAUGGCGGCCAUUUUGAAUUUUAAAUGACAGCUGAUACACGUGAAUCCCCAAUAAUUUUAAUAAAAUGACACGAUCAAAUUUUAAGAAGUUUUUAUGUUUAUGUUAAUCUAGGAUGUUUGUAACCAGAGACAUGAAAAAAAUGGGUUCAGCUGUUUCGGCCAUAUUGGAUUUUAAUAUGGCGGCCAGUAACGUGCAUGGUAAAAUGAUCAACAAUUUCAGAUAAGAGAGAGUGUCCCGUUUUAGAAGACUUCAUUUUUUAGGAAAUUUAACCUUAUUAGAACAAGAGAUGAGGGUUUAAAAUACGUGUUCCAACAGCGGCCAGUUUGAAAUUCAAAUGGCGUCUGGAGAUGAGGUCAGCACAGUGGUAAUAAAUACAAACUACAAAA
Molecule: messenger RNA, 1637 nt
Organism: Lytechinus variegatus (green sea urchin)
Lineage: Eukaryota; Metazoa; Echinodermata; Echinoidea; Temnopleuroida; Toxopneustidae
Exons: 4
Coding region: 53-592 (179 amino acids)
Source: RefSeq, a predicted model, not a curated record